Molecule: messenger RNA, 3853 nt
Organism: Pteropus alecto (black flying fox)
Lineage: Eukaryota; Metazoa; Chordata; Mammalia; Chiroptera; Pteropodidae
Gene: UPRT
Product: uracil phosphoribosyltransferase homolog
Exons: 7
Coding region: 147-1025 (292 amino acids)
Source: RefSeq, a predicted model, not a curated record
GGCGGCGGCGACACGGAGCCGGCCGGGACCUCGGGGUGAGAGGGCACCGCGGGUCGGAGGUUCCGCGGGACGGCACGUGAGCAUCGGGCCCUGCUGUCCUCUGUCCGUAGGGGUCCGUAGCUGCGGGGACAGCCGGCGUGCGGCGUAUGGCCACGGGGUUACGCUGUGCGGACUCCAUGCCCUGUCACAACCAAAAAGUAAACUCUGCCUCGACCCCGAGCGCCGAGCCGCCGCGACCUGGCGACGAGAUCGCGGAUCAUGCCGGGGGCAGCGGCGCCUCGGACACCAAGCCCAGCCUCGGCACGGGGCACGCCCACGGCGACGCGCCCGCCGACGGGACCCCUCAGGCCUGCGGGGUCGCCGGCCACAGCACGGACAGCAGCCUCGGGGACUGCGAAGUGUCCUGGCAGAUCGGGGCUCAGCUCAAGCUGCUGCCCAUGAACGAGCAGAUCCGGGAGCUGCAGACCAUCAUCCGCGACAAGACAGCCAGUAGAGGGGACUUCAUGUUUUCUGCAGAUCGUUUGAUCAGACUGGUUGUGGAAGAGGGAUUAAAUCAGCUACCGUAUAAAGAAUGCACGGUCACCACUCCCACAGGGUACAAGUAUGAAGGAGUGAAAUUUGAGAAGGGAAACUGUGGGGUCAGCAUAAUGAGAAGCGGUGAGGCGAUGGAGCAGGGUUUACGGGAUUGCUGUCGAUCCAUACGGAUUGGGAAGAUCCUGAUCCAGAGUGACGAGGAGACACAACGAGCAAAAGUAUAUUAUGCCAAGUUCCCUCCAGACAUUUACAGGAGAAAAGUCCUUCUGAUGUACCCCAUUCUCAGCACUGGGAAUACUGUAAUUGAAGCCGUAAAGGUCCUUCUAGAACAUGGAGUCCAGCCCAGUGUUAUCAUCCUUCUCAGCCUGUUCUCCACACCUCACGGUGCCAAAUCAAUCAUUCAAGAGUUUCCAGACAUCACGAUUUUAACUACAGAAGUUCAUCCUGUUGCACCAACACAUUUUGGACAGAAAUACUUUGGCACAGACUAAGUCAUUGAAGGAAAAUUCAUUAUCUUGUGUCAUAUUACAGUUAUGUUUUGAGUUUCUGUCUGUCUUACGAAUUCACUUGAGGAAUGGCAGAGAAGAUUGUGUUAAAGAUGCUUUGUAAUUUUUAGAAGUGGGUAUAGUUGAAAGGAAAUAUUUGAGGCUUAUUUAUUUUAUUCGGUUAUUUCUUGACCGUUGACACCAAAUUCAACAAUGACACACGCGCAACUCUUAGAAAAUAUUUCGAUAACGUUCUUUAUGCAAAUUGCUGAGCCCUCAGUGCAUCGAAGCUAUUCCCUCAGUUAUGAACCUCUCAGUGUGCAGGUCGCUUGCAGCCUGAAAUCAAACUCAAACGGGAGUCAGUUCUUUGGCCCGCUAUUGUACUUCGUUAGUUGGUUUUUAGCUCUAGGGAGCCUCGUUUAUGUAGGUUCAGUUCUGUUGUCACCUUCCUCAGCUCUUUACUUCCCUCUACUAUACAUGCUGGUACCUUGGAGAGGAUGAAAAACAUUUUCUCCCGGAAUCUUCCAUUUCCGUAGUAUCUUCACUCAGUUGCAUAUAUGGUUAGCCCUUCAGUCAAGCCAUUAUGUUCUUCAUGGCUCAUGUCCUACCCUGUGUAUUUCCGGUCGGUGCCUUGCCAAGUAGGUAAAGAAGUUGGGGCGUUUCCUGCAAGGGGAACUGUAACGUUUACCUGCUUAGAUUGAACCGGAGAUGUCUGGAUGCUGACAAGGGAGGGCUAAGUACCGUUAAUGCCUUCGGUGCCCCAGCAAGGAACUGGUGGUGGUUUUUCUGGGGGAAGGACAGUUUCUUGCUGGGUUUUAUGGCUAAUAAUUAGAUUAAAAUGCUUGAUUUUUAAUUUGAAUGUUUCUGCUAGAGGCCUUUGAUUCGGAAAUUAUUUUGCAUGUUUGUCAACUGUAGAUAUAGUAAAAUGGGAAAAAUACCAUGAUAUAUUUUUUUAAGUCCUUAAAAUCUAUGUAUUCGUAUUUAGGCUUCUAAAAGGAAGAUAAAUCACUUUAGAAAUCACAGUUUCUGUUCUAAAACUUGCUCGUCAAACCCCGAUCUCAUUUUACGUUGAUACUAAAACACUCUAACUGGCCGAUUACUUGAUUAAUUGUCCUCUCAGCCGCAGAGGCAGCCGCUGCGGGCCGCCGUUUAAGAAAAAGCAAGAGCAGAAGGCGGUGUUAGAAAGAGCCAGAGCUGGUGAAAGUCAGCAAAGAGGGCGAGGGAUUCGGAAGGCUGCUGUGGGACGGGAGGGACUGCGUUUCCCGCUGCGAUCUCGGAAUGCUAGAAGGACUUCACUGUAUUUUUGUCUUGCUGUUCGAGGACUCUCAUAAUAAAGUGAGAUUAAUCGAUAGAUUACUCACAUUAUAAUUCUUCCAUGGCAGAUGUUGCUUUCGUGUCCUUAUUGGAAUUACUGUCUCUACUUGUCAGUUAAGUCUUUUGGUACAAUGUUGAUUUUGUUUAUUCCCGAUUAGAAGAAGCUUGUAACUGAAGCCCAUGAAAGGCAAAAUGUUUUUCUCCUUGUCCCAGGAAAGACGGCAGCCAGCAAACGAGAUGGAGACAGGGUCCGCUUUAGAUGGCUACGUUGAAUUAGUUGGAAAGGUGAUAUUUACCAGUGUAGGAGUCAGUGCUUCUGACUUAGUGCUUAUGUCUGGGCUUCGACAUUUUGUUGGAAGUCUAGAACAUCACACAAAUUCAUAUUCAAGUAUCGAUAUAAAACCAUAUUUUGAGUGAAUUAUUUUUAUACUAGCAGCCAUUCGGAUUGAAUGUGUCUCUGUUCCUUUUCAUCACUUAACUUGAUGGGGAGUUGACUGCGUUUGGUUUCCACAUGGGGGGAAUUCCUACAGUAACCAGCAGAAGUUAUUCAGUGGGGUCACAUUCCCGCUGGUGUUUGUCUACUAUCCCCCUGCAGAUUUCAAGAAAAAUUUUAACUACGUCUUCUGAAAUUUGGACCUUUUUAGCAAACGAGGCAUUAUUUGUAAGGUUACUAUCUUGCAGGACUCUUUGGGCCCAGGAAAUUUUGUACAUGACACAAAAUAACAAGAUUCUUUUUAAUGACAUGAACCUCAGGGCAGUAUAAGCUAUGUAGAUUCCUUAUUGAAGAAAGAACCAUUAACAAAAUAAAAAUGACACCCAGACAGUAUACAGAAGUGUUUCUCAAAAGUCAAAUGUGGAUCAGAACCACCUGGAGGGCCACAGAUGGCUGGGCCUUACUCCUAGAAUUUCUGAUUCGGCAGGUCUACAACAGGGUCUGAGGACAUGCAUUUCUGAGUUCCCAGUUGAUGCUGAUGUUGCUGGUCUGGUGGCCACGCUUUGACUUCAGACAUUUCUUCUUUUAUAACUUAAGGAUUCAAUGAUACAGAUUUCCCUCCAAAUACUGAUUUAGCUGUAUCCGACAAGUUCUGAUACGUUGCUUUCAUGUCCACUUGUGCCAAAAUGCUUUCUAGUUUCCCUUCUGAUUUCUUCUAUCUAGAGUUAUUUAGAAGUGUUGUUUAAUUUCCAAAUAUUUAUAGGCUUUGUAGAUUCCUUUUUGGUAUUAAUUCCUAAUUUAGUUAAGAGAAUAUACUUCAUAUGAUUUGAAUCCUUUUAAACUUACUGAGAGUUGUUUUAUGGUCCAGCAUAUAGCCUCUCUUGGUAAAUCUUCCCUGCACUUUUGAAAAGUAUGUGUAUCCUACUGUCGUUGGGUGGACUGCUCUAUAAAUGUUGAUUGGGUUAAGUUGAUUGAUAGUGUUCACUGUCAACAAGUCAUAUAUUUUUAGAGAUUUUCUGUCCUUUUGUUCUAUUAAUUAUUGAAAGAGGGAUAUUGAAAUCUCUGACUAAAAUUUUUGCUUUGUGUA